Messenger RNA from Dothidotthia symphoricarpi CBS 119687, 694 nucleotides. RefSeq lists its product as uncharacterized. The record is from RefSeq and is a predicted model, not a curated record. Bases 53 to 541 code for a protein of 162 amino acids. The transcript has a single exon. Lineage: Eukaryota; Fungi; Ascomycota; Dothideomycetes; Pleosporales; Dothidotthiaceae.
CGCGAGAUCCUGUCUGACUAGCACACCCUUUGUGCGGGAACCGCGGUGGGCUAUGCAAUCAAUCAAUCACGCCCCACGGAAGCUUCCGAGCUCUGCCCAGCCCAACCAACUGGCAUCAUGCCUCCGCUCAGCACACGGCUACUGCUCCUCUGUCACAACCUUGGACACUUGCGCCGUCUCUCACCAACGGCUGUCGCGUCGCAACAGGCUGCUGCAUGUGCCCCCCGAGCUCCCGCAAACCUUCAGCAGCAGGCCUGUCACCAAACCUUGGAGCGUGUCUUGUUACCCUGGAGCGUGUCUUGCUACCCUGGAGCGUGUCUUGCUACCCUGGAGCGUGUCUUGCUACCCUGGAGGGUGUGUCUUGGUAUGUCUUAUGCGGCGCAUGCCCCCCUCACGCGGCCCUCUGCCGUCUGCGUCUCUGCUUGAUGAGUGCAGCCCCAAAAGCAGAUCAAAGCCAGGGGCGGCCCUUCAGGUGAUGCCUGCUCGUCUGCAGUACCACCAAAGGCGGAUAGCACGACACACACAGCACAGGGUGGUCUGAUGUCCUGUCAAGGUUCGCAGAUAUCGCUUGCCUCCUCCUAGCCUAUUCUUGUUGCAAUAACCGGUUUGCAAUGCAGAUCCCCACACACGGGUCUUUCAUUAGCGGGAACAGCUGACAAUGUUUCUUGGAAGCCAAUGACCGCCGAGGCGGAUU